Thermochaetoides thermophila DSM 1495 is the source of this 2019-nucleotide messenger RNA. RefSeq names its product mevalonate kinase-like protein. Bases 1 to 2019 code for a protein of 672 amino acids. Gene Ontology annotation, cellular component: cytoplasm. Gene Ontology annotation, molecular function: ATP binding; mevalonate kinase activity. Gene Ontology annotation, biological process: isoprenoid biosynthetic process; ergosterol biosynthetic process. The transcript has 2 exons. Lineage: Eukaryota; Fungi; Ascomycota; Sordariomycetes; Sordariales; Chaetomiaceae. The record is from RefSeq and is a predicted model, not a curated record.
AUGACAACGCAGAGCGUCACAAACGGCCAGCACGGCCUGUCAAACGGUUGCUAUGGCUUUUUGAACGGAUUCGAUGGCUCAGCGAACGGCUAUAAUGGCCUGACAAACGGGCGUAAUGGCUGCAACCAUAACUCGGAAACGAACAAUUCCACACUCAACGGAGGCCAUAGCGCGGGCCUAUCUAAGGGUUUUGCGAACGGAACGGGGCCCCAUGUGCUUAGGAUGGCAAAUGGGCUCGGAUUCAAGUCGAUUGGGUCGAGGGAAAGAAGAGCUCUGUCGUCUCCUGUAUCCCCUCCCGCAGACCUGCCCUUCAUACAGCCAGUGUCGGCCAAACUGAAGCCAAUCAUUAAGACCGAUUUGGCAAAUGGACAGCCGUCACGGGCCGCAGAAGACUCGACAGAGCCCAAGACGUCGUCUCCAACAGACUCGACCUCUACAUUGAUAGCCGACUCGGUCCCCAUGGAAUCGGCCUUCAUGGUGUCGGCGCCCGGUAAGGUGAUUGUCUUUGGAGAGCAUGCUGUCGUACAUGGCAAGGCCGCAAUAGCCGCCUCGGUGUCACUGCGUUCGUAUCUUCUGGUCUCGAAGCGCUCCAAGCCGGAUGGGACGAUUACGCUCAAGUUCCCAGAUAUCAACUUUGACCACUCAUGGAACAUCGACGAUCUCCCAUGGGACCUUUUCUCGCGCCCAGACAAGAAAAAACAUUACCAUGAUGUAGUGACAGAGCUUGACCCAGAACUCGUGGCAGCGAUAGAGCCACAUACUGCUGAUGUAUCACCCCAUAUCAAGUCAGAAAAGGAACGCAAGAUCCAUCAAAGCUCUGCCGGCGCCUUUCUCUACAUGUUUCUCAUGCUUGGAGACCCAGAUUGGACCUUCAGGGGCACGCAUUUUACGCUUCGGUCUACCAUCCCAAUCGGUGCGGGGUUGGGCAGCAGCGCCACGAUCGCUGUCUGCCUAGCGACCGCUCUGUUGCGACGGAGUGAUGCACUUGCUGGACCACGUCCAAACAUGCCGUCUAACGAGGCGCGCAUACAGCUUGAGCGCAUCAACAGCUGGGCAUAUGUCUAUGAGAUGUUCAUUCACGGUAACCCGUCAGGCGUCGACAACACGGUGGCAACCCAGGGUAAGGCCCUGCACUUCAGGCGCCCUGAUUACAAGAAGCGUCCCGAGGUUGAGCCCAUCUGGAGCUUUCCCAAGCUUCCGCUUCUCCUGGUGAACACAAAGGUGGAGAAAUCAACCAAAAACUUGGUCAGCAAAGUUAAAGAACGCAAAGAGGAGCUUCCCGAGGUGGUAGAGCCCAUUUUGGAUGCAAUCGGAAUGAUCACCGACAUUUCCCAAAAGUUUUUGGAGCCGACUUCCUGCAACAAGCAGCCAAUGGGCAGCCAAGGGCUCCGGCGCGAACUGUUGGCCAUCAACGACCAUCUUAUGGUAUCGUUGAAAGCAUCAGAGGCACAGCUUCAGCGUGCAGAGGAGUUAGAGAUGGUCGAGCCUAUUGCCGAGGCUAGCAAGAAUAUCCUUGAUGCAUAUAUCAAUGUCUCCAAAACAUCUGACUGCGACUUAUUAUCCGAGGAGAGCCGUUGUCGCCUUUUGGGUGAGCUUAUGAGCACUAACCAUUGCCUUCUGAAGGCACUAGGUGUGUCGCACGAGCGGCUGGAACGCGUGCGCGAACUUGUUGAUAAGAGAGGCAUCGGCUGGACCAAGCUAACAGGCGCUGGAGGUGGUGGCUGCUCCAUUACGUUACUCAAGCCAGGGGUAUCACGCGAGACACUGAAUGACCUGGAGACAGAGCUGGAGAAAGAGGGUUAUCAGCGGUUCGAGUCGACAUUGGGUGGCGACGGUGUGGGCGUCCUAGAUCCUGUGAUUCUCGGCAAACCCGGGGAAAACGACCAUGGUGCACACAUUGACCUUAACCAGUUCCUGAGCGCCAAGGGUAACGAAGGAAUUGAGCGGUUGGUAGGCGUGCGCGGGAAAGAGGGAGAGAGGAUGGGGUGGAAGUUUUGGAGGAUUGACAGCGGGAUCUGA